GUCGGGUUUCCACCGGUGCGAGGCCCGCAGGUGCUGCCCGGCCCCAAAGCAGCCGCGCCCCAUAGCAGCCCGGCCAUAAGGGCAGGUUAUGGGUUUCCACCCCAUCAGUGGGUGCUGAGUCCCGUAUGCAGCGGUCCCACACGUACGGCGCCCUAUAGGUGUGUGCUGUGGGCUCCCCCUGCUGUGGGCUCCCGGUUCUGGGUGCUGUUCGGUCCCGGCAGCUCUGCUCAUUCCGGUCCUGGAGGUGCGGGCUGUGCUGGCAGCACACGGGGAUCCCAUAGGACAGGGGGGGGGUGCUGUGGGUGGGUGCUGUGGGUGCCCCCCCCUCUGACCUUUCCCCCCCCAGAGUUCAAGGAAGCAUUCCAGCUGUUCGACCGCACGGGCGAUGGGAAAAUCCUCUACAGCCAAUGUGGGGAUGUGAUGCGGGCGCUGGGGCAGAACCCCACCAACGCAGAGGUGAUGAAGGUGCUGGGCAACCCCAAGAGCGAUGAGAUGAACCUGAAGACGCUGAACUUCGAGCAGUUCCUGCCCAUGAUGCAAACCAUCGCCAAGAACAAGGACCAGGGCUGCUUUGAGGACUACGUGGAGGGGCUGCGCGUCUUCGACAAGGAGGGCAACGGCACCGUCAUGGGCGCGGAGAUCCGCCACGUCCUCGUCACCCUGGGUGAGCAGCCCCCCCCCCCAACACCCCUCCUGGUCCCCUGGUGGGCGGUCAGCCCCCUCCCCAACUCUCUCUGGUGCCCUGAGUGAGCAGUCAGCCCCCCC
Messenger RNA from Phasianus colchicus (ring-necked pheasant), 765 nucleotides. Lineage: Eukaryota; Metazoa; Chordata; Aves; Galliformes; Phasianidae. The record is from RefSeq and is a predicted model, not a curated record.